Molecule: messenger RNA, 294 nt
Organism: Aspergillus pseudonomiae
Lineage: Eukaryota; Fungi; Ascomycota; Eurotiomycetes; Eurotiales; Aspergillaceae
Exons: 2
Coding region: 1-294 (97 amino acids)
Source: RefSeq, a predicted model, not a curated record
AUGACCAGCUUCAAGGUUCUCUUUGCCUUCCUCGCCAUGUUCAUGUUCUCCAUCCAAACCGCCGUGGCCCUCCCCGGCAACACCCAAUCCAUCCCUUCUGCUGCUGCCGUCAAAAACUAUGACACUGCAGCUCAAAAGUCUCCUGCUCCCGCUGAAGGCGAGCCUUUCCAACGUGGAAAAUACUGCUAUGGCACUUGCAACAAGCAGAAGAAAUGUAAUUGUCAGGAAGGAAAGGCCACGUACACUUGCUCAUGCGUGCAUCCGGAUGCGAAAUGCUCGUGUUGGGUGGUCUAG